Molecule: messenger RNA, 2812 nt
Organism: Chiloscyllium plagiosum (whitespotted bambooshark)
Lineage: Eukaryota; Metazoa; Chordata; Chondrichthyes; Orectolobiformes; Hemiscylliidae
Source: RefSeq, a predicted model, not a curated record
CUUCCUGCCCUCCUGCGGUAAGAUGGCGGACUGGGUGGAUUCGCUCUUUGACUCUCGCUCCUUCCCGUGCUGUGGGCUCCAGGAGUUCAGUCUGCUUCCUGGCCACAGCAAGUUGACAGAGAGAGUGAAAAAGCGACUCUACUAUGGUCGAGAUAUGGAUUACAACAUGGAUGCUCUGUCCUGUCCUGUUACCGGGCUUGUUGACUUUACCCUUCAUUCUUAGAGGAGCAGACAUUGCAGUUGAACUGCUUCAGAAAUCAGCACCAAGUCCCAUUCGAAAACUCCAGAAGAAAUAUGCAGCUCACGUGGCGAGGGAGGCCUGUAUCUCGCCUUGUGCAAUGAUGCUUGCUCUCGUCUACAUUGAACGACUACGACACCGAAAUCCAGAGUACUUACAGCAGAUCUCCUCGUCUGACCUUUUUUUAAUAUCCAUGAUGGUUGCCAGUAAAUACUUGUAUGAUGAAGGAGAAGAGGAAGAGGUGUUUAAUGACGAGUGGGGAGCCGCAGGCAAGCUGGAUGUUCAAGUGGUCAACACUCUGGAGAUGAACUUUCUGCGAGCAAUUGAUUGGAACUUGUACGUAAACACCCAGGAAUUCUUUGAGCUUUUGAGUCGAUUGGAGGGAAGAGUUGCUGAGUCGCAAGGACUGAAACGAGGCUGGUUUACAUACACUGACCUGUGUGUAAUACUGGAACAGGCACUAUGGCAACAGGCAUUUUCAGAACUCUACCAGCAUGUUGUUAAGGUUGCUUGCAUGAUGGGACUUGUGUAUCUUACCAGUGUCGCAGGAAUUAUUGCUGGAACUGCAGUCCUGCGCCAGGCAGUCUUUUCAAAGGGUCAGAUAUGUGUGAUUUCCCAGAACCAAGAGCCUGUUUUGAGUCAGGGGGUUAUCCUGGACCCAGUGGAAUGCACCCAGGAGGCCGAGACCUUUCUGUCAACACCAUUUGAAGCAGCAGCCGGUAAUCUGGUCCAGUCUCGAGACCCUCCUUCCGGUCUUCCCUGCUGUAUCUUAGAAGCUGAUGGUAGCAGGGUGAACUCUGGCAUUGGGGUAACCGCACUGUGUCUUUGGGGGACCGUCCUGACUUCACUCACUUACAGUAAUGACGUGAGGGCCACCCGAGAGGGAGCUCGAAUCACGGCGCCCAUUUCUUGUUCGAAUUGUUGUAAGCUGCACAGUGAGGCCGGGCUGGCCGUUAAAUGCCGGUCAUCAAACCAAACAUCUGUCCAGAUUGCCUUUCGUCACAGCCCAUUGGAAGCAUAUGCCUCCAUCCAUUCACACACCCUGCCUCAUGUCGGAUGCAAUGGUUGUACAAAAGACACUGAGUUAAACGGAAAGCCCCCUCACAGCAUUGAGCGACUGAUGGACCUCCUGUGUCUCCCUGGUUCCCUAAGGAUGAGUCAAUGCCCUGUGGAAUCAGCAUUGGCAUUUAACCAGCUUGUGAUGCCAGUCUUACCCAGUUAGGAGCAUCGGUCAGAUUUUUGGAAUCGAUAAUUACGGCUAUAUCGGACUGAACUGUUUUCUCUUCUUUGCCCACACCCGAAUCCGACUUAUGAUCUUUUGAAUGAUCUUUAAAUCCAGCCAUGAAAUUAGCAAGACAGACAUUAAAAUCGCAAUAUAACCUUAGUCAACCACAAAAUCUGUUCUCCAGAAUUGGCAGCUAUACCUAACCUAAACACCAGUGAGUAACACCAUAAAUCCACCAAAUGCUGCCAAGUUUAUGCUUGGUAUGAAGCUGGUCAUUUUGUCUCCAAGACAAAAAUUAUAGACAUGGUGUGUAAUAUGAGCAAUAAAUUUGAUUUAUAAGAAGACACCAUUGGUGUCGAUCCAUGUAUCAAAUCAAGGUGCUUUGCAUACAAUGAAUUACCUUAAAGUGCAGCAGUCCCUCACGUAGGAGAACACAGCAGCAGCUUUGUGCGUAGCAGAUUCCUCCAAAGGAAAAUGCAAAGAAUGUUAUGUUUUGAUGCUCUUGGGUGAGGGAUGUUGACUUGGGCAAGAGAAAAGCAAAGCGGUGGGAUUUUCUUUCACAUCCAGGCUAACAAACUGGAGUGAGCAGACAGUAGCUCUCUUUGACAUUUCAGCUGAAGGACAGUAUCUCUGGCAAAGCAGCACUCCUGCACAUCCGCAGUGUGUGCUGCCAUGUAUUAAAUGGAGCCUGAAUCAGAAUGUUUUCACUGCAAAUGAAGGAAGAUGUGAUGCAAAUGCUGUUGGAUCAUUGUACUUUGUUUACUUUUGUUUCAUGGGCCCUGCUGCGUCUCGGAUUUGGAGAUUGUAAAUCUCUAUAUUUUUUAUUCUGGUGAUUGAAGGGCUUCAUUAAUGAAAAGGUUUAAUGGAAGUGGCUAAGAAAUGGGCAUGGGAUACAAGAAAAAGUCUAUAUUUCUGAAAUCUUAGCCAUAUGUUGAUCUCUGUUGAGAGACGUGAAAAAAGGAGACACCACUUUUAACGUUGGGAACUUAAAUCUGUAUCUUUCCUAAAACAUCUUUUGUGCUAUCCGAGUGUCAGUUGUAUUCACUAUAUAAUACUGUGUAUUGUAUUCACUACUGGGCUGGUUACUGAAUGAUUGAAGGAUAAGGGAAGCAAAAAGAGAAGUUGCUGGAAAAGCUCAGCAGGUCUUGGCAGCAUCUGUGAAGAGAUCAGGGAAGCACUGGAGGUUUAAGUUAAAUUUUGUAAUUAGCACUUGGUUUAAUUCGGUCAUCGCUUAACCAGAACUUAGCUGCACAGAUUACCUUUUGAUUUCUCCCAUCCAGAUUUAAUUGUGCUCUGCUAAGUGUACAAGAUGCCGUCGAAAUGUAAACAGUUCCCUCCUCGUCCCAAAU